This is a messenger RNA of Harmonia axyridis, 1095 nucleotides long. RefSeq lists its product as uncharacterized. The record is from RefSeq and is a predicted model, not a curated record. Lineage: Eukaryota; Metazoa; Arthropoda; Insecta; Coleoptera; Coccinellidae. The coding region runs from base 154 to 999 and encodes 281 amino acids. The transcript has 5 exons.
AUUAAUUUGUCAUUACUUUUUUCAGAAAAUUUUGAUGUGAUUGUCGAAUCGAUGUCUUAAUUUGUUUGUGGGGUGGGCCAAAUUCAUGCGUAAUUAGUCUUAGGUCAACUAUAUCUCUAUUUUUGUGAGACUUGUGUGAAAUCACUCGAAAAAAUGGUUAUGAAUCAAUUUGUUACCACUUAUAGGAAAGAUUACUUGUGGCCUUAUGUGAGGACGUUUGGCUCGAAGCCAUCUCCUGAUCAUCUAUACAAAGCUCAGUAUCGUGACCAGAAAACAUGCGAUUGCAACGCUCUACCUCCAAUACAUCCAUCGAAUGAACAAAAACAGGUAUUGGGUCCAAACGCCCUCAAAGAAGAAGCAUGGAGUCGAUUGGGCCCUAUGGGGCCUUUGCUGGAUCCUAAAAUCUAUCCCGCAAGAGUGGGGGCACCCCCAGAAUCCCAGAUCAGUCGAUUCAACCAACCCAACGUUUUCCUUCAGAAGCUCCAAGAAAAGUAUCCGUUUAUUUACGAAUGCUUGAGAAAUGCUCCUCCUGACGAUUUGAUAUCUCGAAUCAAUAGAGAUCGUUUGCGAACAACUUAUGAGGUUGACUUUUGUCGGAUGAGAGAAUAUCCAGAUGCUUCAUACGAUGAGCUACUUAGAACUGCUGGAGUGUCUGGUGCGCCUCCAUGUCCGGAACCUGUGACUCUACCGGGUGACCCUUGCAGACCAGGCCAGAGGAAUGUAGCUUACAGGCCCGCAGUUAUAAGUCAAAUGGGAUACUGCAAGGGUUCAGGAGGAGGUGGAGGUGGAUUGGGCGGAGAGGUCACAGAACAUUGCAAGGUGAAAGACAUAGCACAGUGGAAUCCCUUUGAGAAAGAAUGUGAAGAAAAACAAAAAGAUCCUGUGGUAGAAAGAUGGGGUCAAAUGCUUUUCAGGGAUACAAUGCAUUGGCACAGUCCGUUUCCUUCAGGCAGAAGUGUUAAAGACAAGAAAAUACCUAUGAGCAAGUCUUGUUUUUGAAUUAUCCAUGAGAUAUAGUAGGACUUAAAAAAAAUAGAUGUUUCUUGUUAUAAUUGAUAAAUUUGGUGACAAUAUAGCCGAUAUAUUUUGAUUGAA